AUGAAUUCAAAAAUUAAAGGUAUAACGGAUGAUAUAACAUCAAUUCCACCAGAAGAACAAAGAUAUUACGCAUUAAAUGCAUUUCCUAAAGUUUUGAAGAUUGGAAGAUUUAAUUUAAAUGAGGAAUUCAUAAAAGGUUUCCUAAAUGACAUAAUGAAGAAAGCAGAUAAGGAAUAUGUGGAUAGUGCAUUAAUGAAGAAGGUAGAUAAGGAAUAUGUGGCUAGUGAGUUAAUGAAGAAAGCAGAUAAGGAAUAUGUGGAUAGUGAGUUAGCAAAGAAGGCAGAUAAGGAAUAUGUGGCUAGUGAGUUAAUGAAGAAGGCAGAUAAGGAAUAUGUUAAUGAAAAAGAUAAUGAAAUUAUAGAAAGGGUUGAAUGGUAUCAUGAACGGACAUCGAAGAUUCUGAAAACUAAAGCUGAUACAGGAUGGGUUUCAGAAUGUUUAGACCUUAAAGCAGAUAAAACUUAUGUUAACGAUGAGUUAGCAAAGAAAGCAGAUAAAACUUAUGUUAACGAUGAGUUAAAUAAGAAAGCAGAUAUAUCAUUUGUUAACGAUGAGUUAGCAAAGAAAGCAGAUAAAACUUAUGUUAACGAUGAGUUAGCAAAGAAAGCAGAUAUAUCAUUUGUUAACGAUGAGUUAGCAAAGAAAGCAGAUAUAUCAUUUGUUAACGAUGAGUUAGCAAAGAAAGCAGAUAUAUCAUUUGUUAACGAAAUAUACCAAAGUUUAGUUGGAACAAAAAAUAUUGAAACUAUUGUUGGCGACUUUUCUGUCAAUGAAGAAAACAAAUAUUUUAGAUGGGAGUUUGUACAGUCCUUAAGAAAUGGUAUACGGUAUAAACUCAUUCCGAAAAAUAACAAUGAAAUGUAUGUAGGCUAUAUAAAGAAUAAUGGCACACAAGUUAAAGUUCCAUUAGACAACAACUGCUACUUAAACUUAUAUGGAGACGAACAAAAGAAAUAUUUAAGAGUUUAUGAUAUGACAGAUAUGACAUUGUCUAACGUAGCUCCAGCACCGUAUUAUUAUGACUAUGGUGUUGACGCACGUGUAGACCCAAAAAAGCAAACAUUAUAUUUAGAAUAUUAUAGAUAUAAAAGAUAUAAUGCAAUAGAAAAAACGAGAAUAGUAUACUAUUAUGAAGAUGACAGAAAUAAAUAUUAUAGUCAAGAUUUUACAUACCCUGAAAACAUAAGAUUAUAUUAUAAAAAAUAUUCUGACACAAACCAGAAGAAACCCGAAAUAGUUACACUAUAUUUUAAGUUCAAAAGAGACAAUCCUAUAAUAUCUCAUAUGUUUGAUUUAAUGAACCCAGUAGGUUCUAUUUAUACAUCUAUGGAUGUGAGAGGUCCUCAAGCAAUGUUUGGUGUUGGUGCAUGGGAACAAAUAGUCGACAG
Molecule: messenger RNA, 1388 nt
Organism: Trichomonas vaginalis G3
Lineage: Eukaryota; Parabasalia; Trichomonadida; Trichomonadidae
Product: phage tail repeat-like family
Exons: 1
Source: RefSeq, a predicted model, not a curated record